AUGGCAGCCGAAACCACCACAAAUGUGAUCCAAAAGAAGCCCGUGAGCUUCUCCAAUCUGCUCUUGGGAGCUGGAUUGAAUAUGUUCGAGGUCACUACGUUGGGACAGCCUCUUGAGGUUGUCAAGACCCAUAUGGCAGCCAACCGAGGCGACAGCAUUGGGAGUGCUUUCAAGACGACAUGGAGUCGUGGUGGGGUUUUCGGAUUCUACCAGGGGUUAAUCCCAUGGGCAUGGAUUGAGGCAUCAACCAAAGGAGCAGUUCUUCUUUUUGUUUCCUCGGAAGCUGAAUACCAUGCUCGGACUUUCGGAGCUGGGAGCUUCACCGCCGGUAUCACGGGGGGUGUUAUCGGUGGUGUUGCGCAGGCAUAUGCUACCAUGGGAUUCUGUACCUGUAUGAAGACGGCCGAAAUCACCCGUCACAAACAGGCUGCCUCUGGAAUUAAGCCGCAGUCUACUUUUGGCGUCUUUGCCGAUAUCUACCGCAAGGAUGGUAUCGCGGGUAUCAACAGAGGUGUUAACGCUGUUGCGAUUAGACAAAUGACCAAUUGGGGUUCCAGGUUCGGUUUGAGCAGGCUCGCUGAGCAGGGUAUCAGAAAGGCUACUGGAAAGGGUGAAAGUGAUAAAUUGGCCGUAUGGGAGAAAAUCUUGGCUAGUGUUCUUGGUGGUGGUUUGAGUGCUUGGAAUCAACCGAUUGAGGUCAUCCGUGUUGAGAUGCAGAGCAAGAAAGAGGAUCCGAACCGUCCUAAGAACCUCACGGUCAGCACGGCAGCAAAAUACAUUUACCAGCAGAAUGGACUGAAAGGACUUUACCGUGGUGUCACUCCUAGAAUCGGACUUGGCGUUUGGCAGACGGUCUGCAUGGUUGGGAUGGGUGAUAUGGCAAAGGAAGCCGUCGCGAAGCUCACUGGUGAAGUUCCUACUGGGAAGCACUAA
Morchella importuna is the source of this 933-nucleotide messenger RNA. RefSeq lists its product as uncharacterized. Gene Ontology annotation, biological process: alpha-ketoglutarate transport; mitochondrial citrate transmembrane transport. The coding region runs from base 1 to 933 and encodes 310 amino acids. Gene Ontology annotation, cellular component: mitochondrion. Gene Ontology annotation, molecular function: tricarboxylate secondary active transmembrane transporter activity. NCBI's taxonomy places the organism in Eukaryota, Fungi, Ascomycota, Pezizomycetes, Pezizales, Morchellaceae. The transcript is spliced from 10 exons. The record is from RefSeq and is a predicted model, not a curated record.